This is a messenger RNA of Epinephelus lanceolatus (giant grouper), 3023 nucleotides long. RefSeq names its product acyl-CoA dehydrogenase family, member 8 (gene acad8). Gene Ontology annotation, cellular component: mitochondrion. Gene Ontology annotation, molecular function: acyl-CoA dehydrogenase activity; flavin adenine dinucleotide binding. The record is from RefSeq and is a predicted model, not a curated record. Lineage: Eukaryota; Metazoa; Chordata; Actinopteri; Perciformes; Serranidae. Gene Ontology annotation, biological process: lipid metabolic process.
GAAACUGUAACUAUAUUACUAUAUAAUAGCAUGCUAACGUUACUCGAGAAAGUGGUAGGAUUAUUUAUCUGAUUCACACUCCGAAGCAGAAGGCAGCGGUAACGCACCUCCAUUAAACCCGAGAAGAAGAAGCAGCGCGUGACAUAACGCUGUGGAGGUAAACAUGGCGACUGUCGGACCUCUAGGAAGGAUAGCCAGACUGGGCUCCAGCAUCUGCAGAAACCAUCGACUGGUGUUAAACAGAAGCCCACAGAGAAGAGGAAUAGCUUCAUGUGUCGACCCUGCUCAUGGACUCACAGAUGAACAGAAGGAGUUUCAAAAAGUGGCCUUUGACUUUGCAGCAAAUGAGAUGGCUCCACACAUGGCAGAGUGGGACCAAAAGGAAAUAUUUCCAGUAGAGACGAUGCGAAAGGCAGCCCAGUUAGGUUUCGGUGGGAUCUACGUUCAGCCGGAUGUGGGAGGAUCGGGUCUCACUCGGCUGGACACGUCGGUCAUCUUUGAGGCCUUGUCCACAGGAUGUGUCAGCACCACAGCUUACAUCAGUAUCCACAACAUGUGUGCCUGGAUGAUCGACACCUUUGGCAAUACUGAGCAGAGGGAGAGGUUCUGUCCUGAUCUCUGCGCGAUGGAAAAGUUUGCUUCCUAUUGUCUCACUGAGCCAGGCAGUGGCAGUGAUGCAGCUUCACUUCUGACCACUGCACAGCUGAAGGGUGACCAUUACAUCUUGAACGGUUCAAAGGCCUUCAUCAGUGGAGGAGGAGACACAGACGUGUAUGUCGUGAUGUGCAGAACAGGAGGUAAAGGAGCGAAAGGCAUCUCCUGUUUGGUGGUGGAGAAAGGAACCCCAGGUCUCAACUUUGGCAAAAAAGAAAAGAAGGUGGGUUGGAACUCCCAGCCGACCAGAGCGGUGAUAUUUGAGGACUGUGCCGUUCCAGUGAGCAACCGGCUCGGUGAGGAAGGACAAGGAUUCAACAUAGCCAUGAAAGGCCUGAAUGGAGGCAGAAUUAAUAUUGCUUCCUGUUCUCUCGGGGCAGCACAUGCCUGCGUCCAGCUAGCGAAGGACCAUCUAUUAGUACGCAAGCAGUUUGGAGAGACGCUCUCCAACAACCAGUUUCUUCAGUUCAAACUGGCAGAGAUGGCCACCAAGUUGGUUGCGUCUCGCCUUCUGGUGCGUGAAGCUGCGACAGCGCUGCAGGAGAGCCGGCCUGACGCUGUUUCUCUCUGCUCCAUGGCCAAACUCUUUGCUACAGAUGAGUGCUUUAAUAUCUGUAACCAGGCUCUUCAGAUGCACGGUGGGUACGGUUACCUCAAAGACUAUGCAGUGCAGCAGUUUGUCCGUGACAUCAGAGUCCAUCAGAUCCUAGAGGGCACAAACGAGGUGAUGAGGAUGAUCAUUUCCCGAAAUCUGCUGACUGAGUCUUGAUAAAUCUUUUCCCCUUGAUCUUCGGGUGACUUUAGUAGUGACCAUAUUGUUAUGGUCAUCACCUCUGGUUUGUUACUGUGUGACUGAUUUUCCUGAAAUAUCUUCCACAUUGUCGGUUUUCUAAAAGUGUCAAGGUCUUUGAAAAUGUUUGGGAUAAAAGGGUUGUAAAAUGUGUAUUUUAGUAGUAUGAUAUUAGUUAUUUUCUGUCAUUUUAGAUAUGGAUGGCAAUGUCUAUUCAUCACUGUGUCCAGAGUGAAAUAUCUCAGUAACAACUGCAAGAACAUUUGGUACAUUAGUGGUUUUAAUAGACUGAAUCAGAAUAACAUUGGUAGUCCCCUGCUUAUUUUUCAUGAGGUGCCACCUGCAGAUCAACAUUUCCACACUAUUGACUUAAAUUUCAGGCUAUACUCUGAGGUAAAUGCUAAUAUAUCAUGUUAAAAUGCUAAAUAUUAGUGUAUUACAGUAACAUGCCAACAUUAGCAUUUUCAGCUGAACGUAACUGUAAUUACAGUAGACAAAGCACCUUUUAUUUAGGAGGCAACUAUGUGAGCCUCAGUCGUGCUUGAACUACUGUACAUAGGAGCAACACUGUGUCUGCAGCCAUGCAAGCAGCUCUGUGAGGCUCUGUGGCAGAGCAGUGCUGAUGUUUAGCAGGUGUAACGUUUACCAUGUCCACCGUCCUAGUUGAGGCUUUUAGCAUGUUAACAUUUGCUUGUGAAAAUUUGACCUGCUGAUGGUGCUUGAUUAAAAAGUUAAAGGAUCACCACAGUUAUCACAGUUCAUCGUGAGGGGAACAUGAACGUCAUGUAACAAGUUUCAUGGCGGUCCAUACAGCAGUUUUGAGAAUAUGUAAUUAAAAGCCAAAAAGGUCAACCUCAUGGGCUGCAUGGAUGUGGAGAUGCUAGAUUUAAAAAAGUCAUAUAAAAUUCACCGCAAUCCCUCUAACAGUUGGUGGGUCGACGUUGCCAUCUUUAAGCCCUUGCUGCUACCAUCACUUAAAACCCCCUUUGGUUUCUGUAACUACAUAGCAUUUUCUCUGGCACCGCCACCACCAGUGGCAACAAUCAAAUAAUAGUUUAGAAGAAAGGUUUAGUUUGAUUUUUCAUCCACACAUUUUGUUUCUUGUGAAGCUGCUAGUGUGAACGUUUUAGUUUUAUUAGCAUAUAUACAUCUACAGAGCCCCUAAAGUCCCAAAAGCUGGUAUUUUUUUAUCCUGUGCACACAAGUUAUUAUCUUCUCCCUACAAAAUACAUAACUUGUUUUGACAAGAUAAUAACUUGUCUGCACAAGACUUUAGAGGCUCUGCAAUAAGCUGCUCUUGACACCAGUUUCACUCAGUUUGUAUAAAAAGGUUGGGAUUCUUUUUUUCAUCAUUUAUAAUUCAGUGAUGGGGUUGAACUACUGUACAUCACACAUCUGUAUCCCAUGCAGUUCCAGCAUCACUGUGCCUAAAGUGGCCUUUUAGAUCGUAUAAAUAUCCUUGGUUACUGUAUUGUUACCCUACAUGCUGUGUGUAUUGUGGGAUAUAUAUUGAAAUGUUACUUUGCAAUUUAUGUCUGCUGAUCACACUCCAAAUAAAAUAAUGUCAGCUUUCAUAAAA